Molecule: messenger RNA, 650 nt
Organism: Procambarus clarkii (red swamp crayfish)
Lineage: Eukaryota; Metazoa; Arthropoda; Malacostraca; Decapoda; Cambaridae
Product: cuticle protein AMP4-like
Source: RefSeq, a predicted model, not a curated record
CAGAGAUAUAAAAGAGUGCAGUUGACCUGUCACCGGCGCAGUUUGUGAGUGCUUGCCGAGGAGUCCUCAGGAUGAUACUGACGGUGACAAUGGCUGUGCUGGUGGCUGGGGCCAUGGCCGACAAGGCGCCCCUCGAUGGCCCUCUCGUGGGCAUCGUUCACAGCGAGCAGCAUCACCCAGGCGCGAACGGCGCUCACAGCUUCGACUUCGAGGCUGAGAACGGCAUCAAGAUGCACGUGUCCGGUAAUCUGGGCGAGAAUGGCGGAGAAAACAGCAUCGGCCACUGGAGCUACCCCUUGGAGGACGGUAGUAUUGCUUUCCUCAAGUUCGUGGCUGACGAGAACGGCUACCAGCCCGAGUCCGACCUGCUGCCCGUGGCCCCGGAGUUCCCCCACCCCAUCCCCCAGUUCGUCCUCGACCAGAUCGCCUUCGCCGAGGCCGAGAGGGAACGUCUGGCCCGCGAGGGCAAAACACAGUGAUGAAGACAUUCCAGCGGCCUCGUGUCUUCUCAAAUCAUGACGUCUCCUUUUCAUCCCAAAUGACCUUAUUUAUAAAAACAAUAUUUUACUAUUUUUAGGUAAUUUAUUAAAGACAUACUAUCCCUCUGUAAAUGUAUGAACAAAAUAAUUUAAAUAAAAGCUUAUUACAAA